Molecule: messenger RNA, 1666 nt
Organism: Polychytrium aggregatum
Lineage: Eukaryota; Fungi; Chytridiomycota; Chytridiomycetes; Polychytriales
Exons: 2
Coding region: 117-1520 (467 amino acids)
Biological process (GO): positive regulation of DNA-templated transcription
Cellular component (GO): Set1C/COMPASS complex
Source: RefSeq, a predicted model, not a curated record
CUACAACCGGCUCCCAGGAUCAGUCAUCCACUGAGACCAAGAAGCACCGGAUAGAAGCAUCAGAGCCCAACCAUCAAGUGUUGAAGCAGCGGAACUCGGGGAUCCUGUCGAUCGGUAUGAUGGUCAAUGCCCACAAUGUUGAAGAGCCUCGGUCCGCCGCCCGUCCUACUCCAGCGCAGACGAACGAGGGCCCAGUCGCCCACGGCGACACGGCCAAGUCCUCAGUCUCCGCCAAAGCGAUCGACACCGCCACCGCCGCAACUCCGCCGAUCCAGAGCCCCAAGCAGUCUGGCCGCCAGGCACAGUCAUUGUCCAGUCUGGCGGGACAGAGCGCAACACCGACGACUGAAAAGAAAAAAUCCCAUGGUGGCAGCGAGUCGGCCAAGAAAUCCAAGUCCAAGUCCAAGUCACAGUCGCAAUCACAGUCGCAGUCGCAGUCGCAGUCGCAAUCGCAAUCCCAAACACAAGCUCAGGCACAAGCCCAGACGCAGGAAAAGUCGCAGCAGCCCGAACUGUAUUGCUACUGCCGGAAACCGUACAACGACGACGAUGGCGGGUUCAUUGCCUGCGAUGGCUGUGACGAGUGGUUCCACUUUGCCUGUGUCAGCCUGGAAGAAGACGACGGUGACCGGAUCGACAAGUGGUUCUGCCGGUCGUGCGGCGACAAGGUCGUGUGGAAGCAAAAGUGCAAAAAGUCUGGCUGUCAGAGCUGGGUGGCAUCCGAGCCCGCGGAGGGCGACGGGUUCAAGAGCGCAAGCUUUUGCUCUCGGAAGUGCGGGGAGCUGUACGGCGAAGAGCUGCUCGAAAAUCAUCGGAGCAAGAUCCCGCUGAAGCCACGGAUCGGACGGAUCAUUCACAACGAAGCGUUGGGCCAGGCACUCCUGGCCUGGGGCAAGCAAAAGUGCGGGGACGAUACCACCACCCCCGAGCAAGAAGAUCAGCGUGACAUGGCAUAUCUGAGAGUCACCCUGAAGGGCCUCAAGGAUCAAUGCAAGCGCCGCAUCCGGCAGCUGGAGUAUCGGCGACGCUUGGUCGCCGAGGCCGUCGAACGAUCACAAAAGUCGAUGAGCGAGGCGAACGAGGUGUGCUGCGGGUUCGACUCACGGAUCACUCGGGAGUGGAUCCGCAUCGAGCCCCCGCCUGAAGAGCCGAAGCGCGAUGGCGAUGGCGAUGGCGAUGUUGCAAUGGCCGACAGUUCGAGCAGCCACGAUGCAGCUGUGCCCGGCCUCUCAUCGGACCAGAAUGUGACCAUGUCCGAUCCCGAGCCCAAGACCGAACCAGCACCUGCCGUUAAAGUUGAAGCAGGGGCCGAACCCCAGCAACCAAGACUGCUGCAGACAAUGUGUGCCACGCCCAAGACAAAGAAGUGUAUCCUGCACGAAGACUGGCAGAGCAUCAAGAUAAUGGAGGUCGAGCUGGAGCUCGAGGAACAGAUGGUUGCGCUGGCAAAGCUCCGCAAGGAGGAAAUGCUGCUCAGAAACCGAAUUCUCAAGCGAAGGUCGCUCUACACGGAAACAUGACUAUGUCGAGUCCAGUGCUUUCCUGGUUGCUCUGUCUGUGCUCGCCGUACACACAUGCGACUGCGCCUCGCACUGCUGAUGCAAGAGAAAGGGAAGGAGUCUUGCUUUUGAUGAUGGCCACCGGAAAUACAGCACUUGCAAGUGAA